Molecule: messenger RNA, 1580 nt
Organism: Lobosporangium transversale
Lineage: Eukaryota; Fungi; Mortierellomycota; Mortierellomycetes; Mortierellales; Mortierellaceae
Exons: 6
Coding region: 67-1497 (476 amino acids)
Biological process (GO): proteolysis
Molecular function (GO): metallodipeptidase activity
Source: RefSeq, a predicted model, not a curated record
CUUUUUCCUUCUCUUUCUUCGACACAUUCCAAUACAGUUUAUUCCACCCGAUAUUAUCUUCUCAUCAUGGAUGCACAACUCAACCAGUUCUUCGCUCAAGUCGAUAAGGACCAGAAUAUCUACGUGGAACGUCUCCGUGAUGUUGUUGCUAUUCCUAGUGUGAGCUCCGAUGUUUCCCUGCGUCCACAAGUCUUCCGCAUGGGCGAGUGGGUCCAGAAGGAGUUGAAGCGCCUCAAUGUUGAGUAUGAAAUUCGUGACCCCGGCACUCAUAUCAUGGAUGGACAUACUCUUCAGCUUCCUCCCAUUGUUUUGGGUGCCUAUGGACGUGACCCCGCCAAGAAGACUAUCUUGGUUUAUGGACAUUACGACGUGCAGCCUGCCCUUAAAGAGGAUGGUUGGGCUACAGAGCCCUUCGAAUUGGUUGAGAAUGAGAAGGGCGAGCUUGUCGGACGUGGCUCCACCGAUGAUAAAGGUCCUAUUCUUGGCUGGCUGAACGCUAUUGAGGCUCAUCAGAAGCUGGGGCUUGAGCUUCCCGUCAAUCUCCGCAUGUGCUUUGAGGGAAUGGAAGAGAAUGGAUCAGAAGGCUUGGAUGAUGUGAUUAUUGCAGAGGCAAAGGGCUGGUUCAAGGAUGUUGAUGCUGUUUGCAUCUCUGACAACUACUGGCUUGGUGAUAGCAAGCCUUGCAUCACUUAUGGUCUCCGUGGAAUCUCUUACUACAAGGUUGCUAUUAAGGGACCUGGUCGUGAUCUUCACUCCGGUGUCUUCGGUGGUACUGUUCAUGAGCCCAUGACCGACUUGGCUCAUAUCUUUUCCAAGCUUGUCAGUCCUCAGGGCGAGAUCCUCAUCCCUGGUAUCAUGGACGACGUUGCUCCGCUAACUGAUGCCGAAGAGGCUUCCUACCCUCCUUUGGACUUCAAUUUGAGCACUCUUCACAAUGCCAUUGAUGCUCAGAACACCAUUCAUGAUAACCACAUUGAUGCCUUGAAAGGUCGUUGGCGCUACCCCUCUCUUUCGCUUCAUGGAAUCGAGGGAGCAUUUUCUGCUGCAGGAGCCAAAACUGUCAUUCCUGCCAAGGUUAUUGGAAAGUUCUCAAUUCGUUCUGUGCCCAACAUGGUCCCUGAGAAGAUUGAUGCCUGUGUCAUCAAGUACAUCAAGGAGGAAUUUGCUAAGCUCGGUUCUAAGAACUGUAUCGAAGUCGAGUGUCUUCAUGCUGGAAAGCCUUGGGUCGCCUCUUUUGAGCAUCCUAACUAUGUGGCUGCUGCGAAGGCUGUAGAGCGUGUAUACAAAGUUAAGCCUGACUUGACUCGUGAGGGUGGUUCCAUCCCCGUUACUUUGACCUUCCAGGAUGCUCUUAACAAGAACGUCCUCCUAUUGCCCAUGGGUCGAUCCUCUGAUGGAGCCCACUCAAUCAACGAGAAGCUGGAUCGCUCCAACUAUAUCGAGGGUACCAAGCUGCUCGGUGCCUACCUCUGGGAGCUCUCUGCAAUGCAGUUUUAAAUAAUAUAGUCGUAAAAAAAAUUGCAGCGCACACUUCCAUUACCCCUUUUUUUAGUGUAAUAAAAACGCCACCAAAUACCAAU